This is a messenger RNA of Vigna umbellata (rice bean), 1440 nucleotides long. Its product is annotated as HSP20-like chaperones superfamily protein. Gene Ontology annotation, cellular component: nucleus. NCBI's taxonomy places the organism in Eukaryota, Viridiplantae, Streptophyta, Magnoliopsida, Fabales, Fabaceae. The record is from RefSeq and is a predicted model, not a curated record.
GCCUAACUCUCAUUCUCUCUUCACUGAAUUGAGGCGCCGCAUGAGGCAUAUCUGCUUCGCCCAUUUUUUUAAUCUGCAGCACUCAUGAAUUUGAGAAGAGAUCUUGUUUAUAAGAGAAGGGCUGUCAAACCAGUAGCAACUGAUAGUGAUAGAAAAUUUCUCAUUGAAUUCAUUGUCACUACCUAUUUGGGACCUGAUGUCAAGUCUGAUGAUCCAAGAUGUUCUUUUAUCCAAAGACGAAUGGCUGGAUCCCCACAGUACACAUUGAGUGAUUUGGGAUCUUCAUAUGUUACCAUUGCUUUUUUGGAGAGAUUGUAUUACUAUGUCCUCAGACAUUCUCCUCUUGAACAUAUCUUAGAUCUUAAUAUGUUCCAUAUGUAUCUGAAGGGAAAAUUAGUUCUGCCCUCCACAGAUUUUAUACAAAAUAGCAAGCAGUUCACCAGUUUUUUCCCCUUGGAUCUUCAUGAACAGAAAUGGUAUCCUUAUAGCUUCAGAAUUAUUAAAGGGAUUGUUUUAAUUGAUGAUCCUUCCACAGAAUGCAUCAAAGAGGAGGAUUUAAAUAGAUUCAAGUCUUUAACUGGUGCCAGCACUCUCGAGGUAAAUCUUAGUGAAUGUUUGGAAAAUGACGGUGGUCACAAUUUUAAGAACAAAAGACAGGAGAUUAUUCAAAAUAUGGAAUGUCAAUCAGAAAGUUCUCAAGAAGGACACAAGAGAAAGCAUAUUGAUGAUACACAGUCAGUUCUAGGCCCUGUGUUCCCUACAAAACACAAUGUCAAGGUUAAUCCUUCCAAUAACACAUGCAAAUCUAAUGUGCCAACAUUCAUGCCCCUUCUAUCUGUUCCUGAUACUGAAGUCUGGAAUCAGGAUUGUUCUCUUGUUUUAACUGGGACAGCAAGAAAAGGAAUAUUUGGUCCAUCUGUUGGUAUUGUGGAUAUUGGUAUUGGUGAAGUGGCAUAUCUAUUCCGUGUUUCCUUAGCAGGAGUUCAGAAAAAUUUUGCAGGUACGUUUAGUUGUGAUGUUCAAUCUAAUGGGAGGGUUCUGAUCAAAGGGGUGGUAACUGGUGGAAAAACCAUAAGAAAACAAGCACGAGUUUUUGAGAUGAAAAUUCGGAAGUUAUGUCCACCUGGACCAUUCACACUUUCAUUCAGUCUUCCAGGACCUGUUGAUCCAAGACUCUUCGUGGCUAACUUCAGGGCUGAUGGCCUUUUGGAAGGAAUUGCAAUCAAGCAGUAGUUAAGGGGCAAGAGUUGGGAAUCAAGCUUUUUUUAAGGCCAGAACCCAGAUAUGUCUCUUUCAGAGAAUUGUUAAUGACCUACUUUUGUUGGUAACUGUUAAGGUGAAUGUUCUAGUUUCUUUUUUAUGGUUCACUGGAAAUGAUCUUGUUAGACUAGUUAUAAAGAAUUAACAUGUUUAUGCAGGGAGGCAUUGAUUUUUGUUUAA